This is a messenger RNA of Antechinus flavipes (yellow-footed antechinus), 2081 nucleotides long. Its product is annotated as heterogeneous nuclear ribonucleoprotein C-like. Gene Ontology annotation, molecular function: RNA binding. Gene Ontology annotation, cellular component: nucleus. The transcript has 7 exons. NCBI's taxonomy places the organism in Eukaryota, Metazoa, Chordata, Mammalia, Dasyuromorphia, Dasyuridae. Bases 1 to 1002 code for a protein of 333 amino acids. The record is from RefSeq and is a predicted model, not a curated record.
AUGUCCCCGGGCCCGAAGCCCCGCGGCGGGCGGCCCCCCCCGCGCGCGGCCGAGGUGGGGCGCCUCGUGUCCCCGCCCCGCGCCGCCGCGCUCCCCCGCGCCCGCCGGGGACAUGGUACGUUCCAGUGGCCCCGCGCUCAGCCCCGCCGGGGGGGCUUCGGCGGCGGCGGGGAGGACGCGGCGGCGGCGGCGGCGGCGGCGGAGGACGAGGGGCUUGGGCUUGGGCCAGUGAGCCGGGGCCGAGGGCGCAGCAGCGAGCCUAGAGCCGCACCCCCGCCGCCCCGGGCCACGGCCACGGCCGGCAGCAGCAGCGGCGGCGGCGGCUUCGCCCCUCGCUGGCACCCGGCGGGCCCCCCGCGGGCUGGCAUGACUCUGUUCGGCAGCGAAGAAGCGUGUCGGAGAUAUUUAGACAUGGCCAGAGACCCCAAAGGGAGCCGGGCCCGGCCUGGCCAGAAGCGACAGCACAGCGCUACCCUCUACCACAGUAACUGUGACCUGAACUACGAGCUGUAUCGGGAAGACUUCCCCUACAGGGUCUAUGAGUAUCAGAGGAUCCCCCCACUUAUCAACCGAGCGCCUGUCAAGAGCAGACGGACUCACAUGGGAACAGGGGGCAAGAGUGGCCUCAAUCCCCACAUCCCCCCACGAAGCAACAACCCACCCCCUGUCCGGACAAAGUUAAGAGCUGAGGAGCUGCACUCGAUCAAGGGGGAGCUGAGCCAGAUCAAAGCCCAGGUGGACAGUCUGCUCGAGAGUCUGGAGCGCAUGGAUCAGCGGCGAGACCGGCUGGGAGGGCCCCAAGACAGCGAGAAGAAGGCGGCCUCGGCCGGCGGGGAGUCCUCCAGUGCGGCCCCGGAGGCCCAGCGGGAGCCCAGGGGCAAAGAGAGCCCGGAGGCCAGAGCUCGCAGCCGCAGGGAGGCCGACAGUGCGGAAGAGAGCACGGACACGGAGGAGGCAGUGAGGAUGAAAAACCACACAUCGGACCCUGACGGGAGCCAGUAGAAGCACUGGGGCCCUUCCUGGGUCGGCCUCCCAGCCUGUGCCACGUGAGACCUGCCCUCCAGCCUCUCCUCCAGAAGCUGGGCACAAGUCCCUGAGGUGCAGGCCUAGAGUACGGGCCUGGGGAGGCAGGAAAAUCCAGCAGGUCUAGAAUUUCCCUUUGAAAAAACUCCACCCUCCUUUCCUCUGUGCUGUUUCCCCCACCUCAUGAAAAAGGGGUUCCCUUGGUAGUAAGGCUUGGCAGGACGGGCAUUUGGGGAAGUGUCUGGGCCAACAAUUCCAAGUUCUUGCAAAAUCGCUCAGUGAUGAUUUUCAGUUCCCCGUCCCCACCAGGUACCCACUCAACAUUUCUUCUUGAAGAAACAUUCCCAGGGAUAGAACUGGUACCACCCCAGCCCCCCAUCUCUCGAGCAGUCAGUCCAUUUACAACAGUAUUGGCUCGCUUCCUGGCUCCACAGCAGACACAACCCAGGUUUUGCUCUCAAAAUCAGCCAUCUGACACAGAACCCCCCAGUGUUCCUUAUGGGGCUCCCCCAGCUUUCUUUCUGCCCAGCCAGUGUCGGGGAGACAUUGGCUGCAUACCCCCUUAUCCCUGUGGCGUGAGAAAAUGAGAUCGAUACCAUUCUGUGCUUUCUCUGGUCCCUGAGAACCCCUACCAAGCCAGGCCAAGGGCAGCGCCUCAGCUCCCGGUGGCUCAUCAAGGUUCCCCCUUUUCCCAGGACCCCGUGGCUUCAAUGUUUUGCACUAUUAGCCUUCAUGUGACCCCUUCUCCCCCAGCCCCUGCAGAAUUCCAUACCCACAGUGGUGCAUGGGAAAUGAGUUCUGUUUCCGACAGGUGCGUUUCUGCUCCGUAGAAGAUAAGUCAGGUCCUUGGUCGAUGUUGCCCCGGUUAGCCCUGUUACUUCCUUGUCCCCCCUUCCCCCAUGCUGUCCUUUCAGAACAGGUGUAGUUCAUUCUUAUGUCCAGUUUCUAGCUUGUCUUCUUGCUGGUAUGAUACUGUGUAUUUCAAAUCUGCUCUGGAAAAGUGUAUUGUGUUUAAAGGAAAAAAAAUUAAAAGUUUGUAUUUCUUUUCUCUGGUUAAA